Molecule: messenger RNA, 6264 nt
Organism: Chanos chanos (milkfish)
Lineage: Eukaryota; Metazoa; Chordata; Actinopteri; Gonorynchiformes; Chanidae
Product: leucine-rich repeat-containing G-protein coupled receptor 5
Exons: 18
Coding region: 599-3283 (894 amino acids)
Biological process (GO): activation of adenylate cyclase activity; adenylate cyclase-activating G protein-coupled receptor signaling pathway; hormone-mediated signaling pathway
Cellular component (GO): plasma membrane
Molecular function (GO): protein-hormone receptor activity; protein binding; G protein-coupled peptide receptor activity
Source: RefSeq, a predicted model, not a curated record
CAGUAAUAUUACACACUGACGAAAAGGCGACAUUUAGACCGCAGGACGGAUGUCAAUAAUUUACAACCUGCAAUUCACAAUUAACAACAACAACAAAAAAACUUUCUCUGGAGGUCAUUAUGCUUUUCCUCAAGUUUCCUGUGAACUGGGGCGUACGCAGAUUAACAGUUCACUACACAUUACCUGCAGAAUUUAUGUAACACACAAACUGGAUGCGAUCUGCAAGUUUUGCCUCGUUAUUUUGCGUAUUAACAGCGAUAACAGCGUGUGCUGCACUGUGCCGCUCCGAGGGUCUUGAGUGCGCUCUGCGCUCCAUGGUACUUUGACUGGUUUUGAAUGGCAUCGACUGACGUCACGCAACGAAAGGCGCUGCACAAGCGAGACUGUUUAAAACUGUGAGGUAUUUAGGGAUGAAAGUCAGAGAAUAGGGUUGGGGGCACACGUUGUCCAGACUGUCCAUGCGUGCAAACAACGGGAAACCGACACUUGCCGUCAAUCUUUGGGAAAGAGACUUUGACUACGUUCUGCGCUGAUACGCCGCUACAACUGGGAAACUUUGUUAAUUCACGCCGCUCCAUUGAAAAAGACCCCGGAGACGAUGUGUGCAUUCAAGCUUCUGGUCGCACUUAUGGUGGUGGUCGUGGAGUGUGGGGCAUUGUCGAAGGCAGGGGUUCGUCCCAGCGACUGCCCCGACCGCUGUCACUGCGAGGAGGACGGCAUGCUUCAGCGUGUUGAUUGCUCGGACCUUGGGCUCACAGCAAUCCCAGCCAACCUGAGCGUCUUUACCUCUUAUCUUGAUCUCAGCAUGAACAACAUAACCUUGCUGUCCAGCAGUGCAUUGUCCAAUCUCCACUUCCUUGAAGAACUGCGUCUGGCAGGGAAUGACUUGACAUACAUUCCCAAAGGAGCAUUUGCAGGCCUCUUCAAUCUCAAAGUUCUAAUGCUCCAAAACAACCAACUCCAGCAGGUCCCCAGUGAGGCCUUUCAGAAUCUACGCAACCUCCAGUCCCUGCGUUUGGAUGCCAAUCACAUUGCAAAUGUGCCCCGGGGCUGCUUUGAUGGACUGACCUCGCUCCGCCACCUGUGGCUGGAUGACAAUGGUCUGACUGAAGUGCCUGUGGAUGCCCUGGGUGCCCUGUCAUCCCUACAGGCCAUGACUCUCGCCCUCAACAAGAUCGUCUACAUCCCUGACCGAGCCUUUGCCAACCUUUCCAGCCUGGUGGUCUUGCAUCUCAAUAACAAUAGAAUCCUCUCCCUGGGAACGCAGUGCUUCUACGGACUCCAGAGCCUGGAAACUCUAGAUUUGAAUUACAACAAUCUGGAAGAGUUCCCUGUCGCAAUCAAAACCCUGACAAACCUCAAGGAGCUGGGCUUUCACAGCAACAACAUCAAGUCCAUCCCCGAACAUGCUUUCAUUGGAAAUCCUUCUCUACUUACAAUAUUCUUCUACGACAACCCCAUUCAGUUUGUUGGCAGGUCUGCCUUUCAGCACCUGCCAGAGCUAAGAACACUAUCACUUAAUGGAGCAGCAGAAAUCACGGAGUUUCCAGACCUCACUGGCACCAGAAGCCUGGAGAGUCUUACUAUCACUGGAGCUCGAAUAACCUCCCUACCCAGCAAUGUGUGUGAACAGUUACCCAACCUGCAAGUGCUAGAUCUUUCCUACAAUCGGAUCCAGGCUCUUCCUAGUCUCCAAGGUUGUGAGAAGAUUCAGAAAAUCGAUCUACAUCACAAUGAGAUACAGGAACUGCGGGCAGACACUUUCCAGGGUCUAACAUCCCUGCGUUCCCUUGACCUUGCCUGGAACAAGCUGUGUGCUGUAGACCCUCAGUCUUUCUUUGGACUACCUGCACUAACCAAGCUGGAUCUCACGUCUAAUCAGCUCUCCUCCUUACCUGUUACGGGACUACAUGGGCUGACUCACUUGAAGCUGUCUGGAAAUGAGGCUUUGCAGGAGCUUCUGACUCUGGACAGCUUCCCCAAACUGAGGGUCAUGGAAAUGCCCUAUGCCUUCCAGUGCUGUGCCUUCACGUCUUGUGAGAAACCUCCCACCCCCUGGGACAGAGAAGAGAACAGCAGUGAUGAUUUUGGAAGGAAAGAGAUCGUGGUGCCCAACCCAGGAGACAAUGAGCUGGAAGAUUUUCUGCUGGAUUUAGAGGAUGAGCCAAAAUCUCACCAUUCUGUCCAGUGUUCUCCCACACCAGGUCCAUUCCGUCCCUGUGUCCAUCUGUUUGGAAGCUGGCUCAUCCGCGGGGGAGUUUGGAUCAUUGCCAUGCUCUCGUUAGUUUGUAAUGCGCUGGUAAUGGUGUCCAUCUUCCUGUCUCCUACAUUUCUGUCACCUGCUAAACUACUGGUGGGGCUUCUUGCCUUGGUCAACAGUCUGAUGGGGCUAUGGAGUGGUGCAUUAGCUGUGGUGGAUGCCGUUACCUUUGGUAAUUUUGCCAGCUACGGUGCCCACUGGGAGAGCAGCGCAGGUUGUAAGCUCACUGGUUUUGUCUCUGUGUUUGCAUCGGAGACAAGCAUUUUCCUGUUGACCAUUGCUGCCCUUGAACGUGGUCUGUCAGUCCGCAGCGGAAAAUCAGCAGUGGAGGGCAAAGCAACGAUAGUAACUGUUAAGCUUGCGGCAACUCUCUGUUUCGCCUUGGGCCUGGCCAUUACCACACUACCUCUCCUGCACGUGGGUGAAUAUGGCAUCUCCUCACUCUGCCUGCCUCUGCCCCUUGGAGAGCCCUCCAGUUUGGGUUUCAUGGUUGCUCUGGUGUUGAUCAACUCCUUGUGCUACCUCAUCAUGACAGUCACCUACACACGGCUUUACUGCAGCCUGGAGAAGGGUGAACCAGACAACCUGUGGGAUUGUUCCAUGAUCCGCCAUGUGGCUUGGCUUCUCUUUGCCAACUGUGUCCUCUACUUCCCUGUGGCCUUCCUCUCCUUCUCUGCCCUGCUCAAGCUGCCAGCUGUGGGUCCAGAUGUGGUGAAAUCAGUGCUGCUAGUUGUGGUGCCCCUACCAGCCUGCCUCAACCCCCUCCUAUAUGUUCUUUUCAAUCCCCACUUCAAAGAGGACCUGGGUCUACUUCUUAAGCGGACUCAUGGAGUUCUCCAGAGUGCCCGGCGCCUCAGCCUGGUGUCUCUCAACUCCGAGGAUGCAGAAAAGCAGUCUUGUGACUCCACACAGGCCCUGGUUACCUUCACAUCAUCUGAAGAGUCAAGUGGCAAAACACCAGCAUCACUGACACAGAGUACAGAAGCUCACCGUCCUCCAGUGCCCUUCAUCCCUUGCCGUUAAGCCAUGCUUUUCAUAUCAAGACCAAGGUACUUGAUACAAAUGGACUCACCACACCCAACAUCAGAUCACCAUCCUGACAAACAAGGAGUGACUGUGAGAGUGCAGUGCCUGUGACGAGACAGAAGAGUUCAUGCCAUGACAGGAAUUAACCAGUCUCACUUCCUUUGAUUUAUAAUAAUAAUAAUAAAAAAAACUCUUGUAGAGAAUCCUUUAUUCUGCUAUGAGCUCUUUAGUUGCUAUGUGUGUACUUAACUUUGUAAGUGCAUCUGAUUAAAACCAUCAUUUUGCUUCUGGAGAUGUGGAGUCCAUAGCAUGUUCAGUACAUUUACAUUUACAUUUACAUUUAGUCUUCUGGUAGAAGCUUUCGGCCAAAGCAACUUACAAAACAGUAUAGCAAAUAGGCUUAAAUCAGCACAUCUCAGUACACACAACUAGUGCCAAGAGCCACUCCAAGGACAGUGUAUGGUUUUAGUGCUUUAUUGAGUCCAUUUUUUAUACUAAUUAAAACCAUCAUGUCGUCUUUGGAGAUGCAAAGUCAUACCAUGUUCAGUAGUGGGCACACUGGGCCUUUGCCCUUUAUGGAGGUACUUGCACUCACAUAUCUGUGCCCAGGAGGAAUUCUGAUUACUUUACUUUCAUUUCAAAAUGUUACCAUCCAGUUCAAAUGGGAAUCUUUUCUCAUUUGCAUUUUUAAAGUAGCCAUACCAGUUAAAACACGGAAAAUAUAUUUCCUGAAGAAGAGAACACAUCUUUCAGUCUUCCACGUGUUGUUCAAACAAUUACAUGAAAUUCGUCACGGCAUUAUCUGUCUGCCAGGAAUUAGGUUAUAACUUUGUCUCUAAAUUGUCAAUCUGAAAUAUGGGACAAAUGGCAUUUCUUUAAAGUGUGUGUGUGUGUGUGUGUGUGUGUGUUUGUGGCAUACGCAUAUGUGAGUGUUUCUUUGUGUAUGUGUUGUUUGCUUUGAGUCAGUAUGCUUUUAGCUAUACUUGUGUAAAUAUACUGUGACAAUCCAGUUUUAUUGUGUUGAAUAUGAUUUGAACAAAAUCACGUUGUGUAAUUUUAAUUUCUACUCUCAUGUUAGUUUAUGUGUUUGGCCUUUUAUUUUCCUAUUUUGACUCGUCUUUUGUUUUCAAGCUGCAUAUUGGUGUCAAAUGUUCAAUUCCCAUUGUUUGUACAGAUUUUUUUGGAACUGUCUUUUCUGUCAUUACCAAGAUUAUCUAACAAAACCAACUAACAUAGCAACACUGUAAUAAGCUAAAUGGUUAAGGAAUACUGUGUGCCUCUCACAAAUAAUGAAUUAGUACUUUGCUUUAAUUCAGUCUUAAUGCAGGUCCUGGAGGCCCGAAGGAGAAACUUCUGUAGUAAUUAUGUGUCCCUCCUCCUUCUCUGGCCUAAGGGAGAAUAGGAAUGCCUUGUGUUCCUGGCCUUUGUUCUGUGGCCAGGCUUAGCAGCAGGGUGUCAACCUGGACAGAGGUAUCAAGUGGCUUAGUCACUGGCUCUCCAGGACCAAACCCUGUCCAAGCACCCAGAUCACUCAUGAAAUGAAAUAUCCCUCAGACAAGAUGCAGCCCAGGCAGCAGAUGUUUGGUUCUUGCUCCGUUUAUACACUCCUUAGUCUGUUCCUCUGUCUGUUUUUUGACAGACACACCAAACUGGUAAUGUGAAACAUCAGAUGGUUUUUACUAAAAAAAAAAAAAAAAAAGCUCCUUUAAACUGAAGAAUUUUUAAAGAGUCUCCUGAUGACUCCUGAGGAUCAUCUGGGUUCAGCUGAUCCUAUUGCACCCUUCUUUCUCAAACCGCCCCUCCAGGAGCAUUACAUCAUGUCUCAUUGUCUCUCCAGUUCCUCAUCCUUCAUUCUUCCUUACGUCACGUGCUGAUUUAGUGGAACAUCCACAAGUUUUAAUGCAGAAAUUGGUUAAUUCUUUAUUUUAAGGUCAGCAGCAUUUCCAGUGCUUGUAAAAAUGACAGAGAUGCCACAUGCUCAAUGUAAUUUUCUUUAAUGUAAUCUUCACCAAUCGGCUGUAAUUAUAUAUCUUGAACAAAACGUAAAUUGGUACUUUAAAAAGACUGAUUUGCUAGCUGUACAAAAUCUGUAGAUCCCUGGCGCGUCAUCAAGUAGAAAAAAGUUUCCAUGUUCUUAGCUAUCCUCAUUUAAACCUUCUAAGGAAGGAAGACUGAUAAAAUGGACUGCAAUUAACCUGCCUUUGGCUGUUCCGCAAUUUGAAAUGCAGAUGAUGUCGCGCUGGGGCAUCCUUGUCUCGAGGUCCUUCCGAGGUGUGUGCUGUUAUUAAAGCCAGAAACAGAUCGAUGACAACAUUUGGGGCUCUGACUUGCUCUGAAAGAGUCUCAGUCUCAUGAUGGAUUGAAAUCUUAUCCAUCUUAUCUGUUUCUGAAUCCAAAACCAUAAUAGCAUGUUUGCUAUCAUGCAUAUUUGAUUGCUCUGUCAUCCCGUGUUACCCUCGGUUGCGAACUGUAAAAUCCCUAAGUUUAGCCAUAGAUCCUACUCUAUCAUUUCCCUUUCAUAGUUUAAUUGCUCCAUACUUUAUGGUGCUUUAUGUCCUCAUUGCUAAUUAAAUGAAGAUAUGGAGCACUCAAUCCUACAAACUGCUGUUUUCAUGUCAGCUUUGCCUGACUGUAGUGUCAGCUUUGUCUGAUUUUCCACAUGUCUUCCUCUUUAUCUUGUAAUCUAAAUACUGAAUUUGAAUGCAAAGCUAUUUUUGAACUCUUAAAUACGAGAAAUGUAUAAAUCUAGAAUAGUAUUUAUAACUGAAAGUGUAAAGUGUUAAAGAAAAGAGAUGGUCUGGAUGGGAACUGAGGCCUGGCACAUGCUGCAGAUUGUGAGUAGGUCAUUGCUCACAUUUUGCCUCUCUGUAGCAAUGCUGCUGCUUGGACAUUUACUGUUGCUGUGAAUAGAAUGCCCCUCGUGUUUUUAUACCAGAGUGUUAAAAUCCAUGUAAUUUGUAAUAAACAAUUUCAACAAA